AUGUCGCUCCCUUCGACUCCCAAAGCUACCCCUCCCAUGGCACCCGCUUCAGAGGGACCUCAGACCCCUGGCAGGUGGAGGCACCCUCAACUGGAUGAGAUUGUCAAACGCCAAAAUGCCGCUACAUUCGACGAGAAGAACGUGAGAAAGUUGGUCUGGAAUGGAUCAGCUCUGGUCAUGACCUGGAUCUUCGGCAGUGCCCUCAAGUCAUACUCGCGUCACAUCUUCCAUAACAACCACGUCUAUAACGAGAUCUCCUUGCUCCUCUUCCAGCUGUUCUUUGUUUUGAACAUCGGCACCGCGCUCUACCCCCUCUUCCGGGCCAAGGACGACCUUUCGGACAUUCCCCUCACCCCGACACAACGUUCUCUACUGGGCCUGGAUCCUGCUGCGACCCAGCCUGCUACUCCAGGGACGACGUUUGUUACCCCACCCAGAUACCGCCUCUCCACCUCCCGCAAAGCCAGCCCGGCCAGCAGACAAGGCUCACCCAUGUCCUCUGCGAAUACCAGCCUUUCCGAGCGACGGCCCUCCGUUGGUACACCCUUCUCGCCUGUCUCAAGUCCUCUGUUGUACAAGGCUGUAUCCAAUGGCGGCAAUGGAAAUAGGGAAUCUGUGCAACGCCAGAGCUUCGGGUCCCAAAGCUUUGGAUCGACGUCUCCCCUCGCUCGCAGCAACUCAUUUGGAGAAUCGACCUUGAGCAUGGGCAGUCUGGGGCCAGCAACACCGUCACCUCUUGCUGGUAAGCGCACAAGUCUCGGAGUCAAGAACAAGUGGUUGUAUGAGAGGAGCCGCAGAUUGUCGGCCAGCGGAGGUGCCAUGUGA
Molecule: messenger RNA, 825 nt
Organism: Penicillium brevicompactum
Lineage: Eukaryota; Fungi; Ascomycota; Eurotiomycetes; Eurotiales; Aspergillaceae
Exons: 2
Coding region: 1-825 (274 amino acids)
Biological process (GO): protein import into nucleus; spindle pole body duplication
Cellular component (GO): nuclear pore transmembrane ring; nuclear outer membrane
Source: RefSeq, a predicted model, not a curated record